AUGUCUGAUAAUCCCUCCUUUGUCUUGCGCGGCGUUGAAGAUGUUGUCUACGAGCAGAGACCUAUUCCUGAGAUUGCUGACGACGAGGUACUCGUCGCGGUGAAAAAGACCGGUAUCUGCGGUUCCGAUGUCCACUAUCUCGUGGAGGGACGCAUCGCGCAAUUCGUCGUGGAGAAGCCCAUGGUGCUCGGGCAUGAAUCCUCCGGCAUUGUGUCGAAAGUCGGUAGAAAGGUAAAGUCGUUGAAAGUUGGUGACCGUGUCGCAAUGGAACCAGGUGCAACUUGUCGUACGUGCGACGCUUGCAAGAGUGGCCGUUACGAGCUGUGCGCCGAUAUUGUCUUCGCUGCUACUCCACCCUACGAUGGUACUUUGGCGCGAUUCUAUCCUAUUCCUUCAGAUCUCUGCUAUAAGCUCCCCGAUCACCUUACUUUGGAGGAGGGUGCUAUGAUGGAGCCUCUUUCAGUUGCUGUUCACGCGGUUGCUAACAUCGCCGGCCUCCGCUCCAACCAGUCAGUCGCGGUCUUUGGCGCUGGUCCCGUUGGUCUGCUGUGUAUGGCAGUCGCAAAAGCACUUGGCGCGCGUCGUGUCAUUGCAAUCGAUAUCGUUCCCGCACGACUCGAGUUCGCAAAGGGUUUCGCUGCGACGGAAACAUUUGUCCCUCCCAAGAUGGAGCCCGGCGAGGCGCGUAUGCGGUAUUCGGAGCGAAACGCGAAGAAGAUGACGGAGGACCUCGGGAUUGAGGAGCGCGGGCCGAAUUCGAUCGACCUCGUUGUGGAUGCGAGCGGUGCUGAAGUGUCGAUUCAAACUGGAAUUAUCAUCGCUAAGAUGGGAGGUACAUUUGUUCAACUCGGCAUGGGCAGCCCAGAGAUCGUCAUCCCUGUCACGACGCUCCUCACGAAGGAGAUCGACUUUAAGGGUUCAUUCCGAUACGGACCUGGAGACUACGCUCUCUCUGUUGCUCUUGCAGGCUCUGGCAAGAUUGAUCUGAAGUCCAUCAUCACCCACAGAUUCUCUUUUGAUCAAGCGAUUGAGGCAUUCCAGACAACAAGGGCAGGCAAGAGUCCUGAUGGCAAGGCAGUCAUCAAGGCAGUCAUCUCGGGUCCUGACGUGUCGCUUAGUGACCUCUGA
Molecule: messenger RNA, 1128 nt
Organism: Fibroporia radiculosa
Lineage: Eukaryota; Fungi; Basidiomycota; Agaricomycetes; Polyporales; Fibroporiaceae
Exons: 10
Coding region: 1-1128 (375 amino acids)
Biological process (GO): D-sorbitol catabolic process
Molecular function (GO): zinc ion binding; L-iditol 2-dehydrogenase (NAD+) activity
Source: RefSeq, a predicted model, not a curated record